Paramuricea clavata is the source of this 9987-nucleotide messenger RNA. The record is from the annotation of a GenBank genome assembly. NCBI's taxonomy places the organism in Eukaryota, Metazoa, Cnidaria, Anthozoa, Malacalcyonacea, Plexauridae.
CGGAAGCCAUUCUAAGACAAUUAACUAUUAUAUUCGAAAAAUGGCGACAUCAUGACUAAUCCCGGAAGCUUUGUGGUCAGUGCAAUAACUAUUCUAUCUGACUCAUCGCUUUUUCAAAGUCUUCGCGGAGCAUUUUAAAAAGUUUGGAGGGAAAACUCGACGAUGGUUUGAACACCAAAGCAGUGCAAAUCAUGGGAAGCGAAACGAAAAGCCCGAGUGCGCGUGUCGACUCGAUGGAAGUUGACAACCUUAGCGGUAUGCCAAAUUUGCAUGUUGUUUUGUCGUGUGUUUUAAACUAGUUUAAAAUAAAUUCUCGCGGCGAAAGAUUUGCUUUUUAAAUAUUGGCGAAGGGUGAUGAUAACUUGGUAUAUGUUUUAUAUAAACAGAAUGCUCAGUCGGUCGAAUAUCGGGAUAAAAAUCGCCUUCAAUUCCGAAGUUCGGUUUUUAUGCCAAUCAUAACAAAUUAGUGUUGUAUCUCUGCAUAACUGAAAUUCUUGUUCUGAAAGGAAUAAAAUUUGUGUUAGUAAUAUCAGAUUACAGAUAAGCAUUUUAAUGUAAUAUUUUUAAUAUUUUGUCUGUUUGUAGUCAAGUUGGAUUUAAUAUCACAUACACUUAUUUAUAUUCAAUUAUAUUGGCUAUACACUCGUGUGGUAGUCGAUUUUCUUAAGGUGCUAAUUAGCUUAAUUUCACUAAAAACCAAGAGUAUUCAUGUAAAAGUGAUUAUUAAUAUUAUAUGUGUAGAAAUUUUAAAGCAUAUAAAAUUCAAUGACAAAAUCUUUGAAAAUGACCAGAUUGAAUACAUUGACUGGAUGCGAUUUCCAAAAAGAAAGAAAAUAUGAGUUUUCAAGUUGCACUUGACUAUUAUUAAUAAUUGUGACAGCUGGAUUCAAUGUAUCAAUAAUACAUUUAGGACAUUUAGCUGUGCUUGCUAAUGCCUUGCUUGCAUUUUGUUGACAAGCAAAUUCAGAUUAUACUAUAGUCUAUAUAUUUUGUGUGAUUUUUAUAGCACAAUACCAACGCUUGUACCAGUUUGAACCAAUGCAAGAUGUCAAAUUAAUUGCCUAACACUUCCCCCUCUUGGACUGGUAAAAUUAGCCUUUCUCGUGAAAGCCAAAAUUCACCAUUUUUGGGAGUUCUGUCUGCCCUUUCUAGACAAUCCAAACGAUGUGAAAAGCGACUUUUAAAGUUGUAACUGUAAAUUUACCAUUGAUUAUACAAACAACUACAAUACUAAAAAGUUGUGUAUUGUGGUGCAGAGUCUCUUGAACGUGGGAGAGGCAGUACUCCAAAAAUGGUGGGAAAAUUGGUCGUGAGAAAGGCUAAUUGGUUUGCAUUUGACAGAGAAAAGUAACAAAAUAGCUAGAGCAUAUAAGGAGUAAUUGCGACUUAAUGGGUUAAUUAAUGACAUCUACACAUAUUUUUUAAUCUUGGCAAGAGGAUUUUGAUUUGAAAAUACAAUUUCACUUGCAUUAUUUUCUGAACAAAACUAAUUGACUGCAGUAUUAUAUUCUGUAAAAUUGUUAUUUUGUCACUAGGUGGUAUCAAUAUAUUGUUGCUGUGGGUUGAUGCAUAUUAGGUCCUGACUCCUGAAUUAAUUCAGGAAGGGCAUGGCAACAAUAUUAAGUAUCUUAAUUAUAGUUGAACCAUAUAGCAUGCAAUGCCAUUUAUGUCAAGAAACUCCCCUAAAUGUGAAAUUAAUGUAGGAAGUCUGAUUAGCAUUAAAUUAAGGCACUUCGAUCAUCAAAGAGUUUAAAAUCUCAAGUACUUGUAGAGCUUAUUUAUAAAUGAUUCCAUUUCUAGACAAGUUAACAGAAGAUGAAAUGAAGUUGCUGGCAGAAUUAAGAAGGCAAAAAGCUAUCAUUCUUGCUGAGAUUCAGGUAACUUUUAAGAGAAAAGUUAAGUUAGCAUCAGAUUAAAGUUAAAGAAAGAAUACAAAAGCAACGCUACAUAUUAUAUUACACACCCGAAUUUGGUGAAAUUGCAUUAUGCUAUAAUUUAAUAAUAGUAUAAGCCUAGGAGUGGGGUUUGAGUUUGGGAUAGAGUCUGGAUUGAGCCGCAUUUUUUAUUUACUGUUGCGGUAUAUUGAUACUUAGUCUUGAACUGUCAGUGCUAGUGUUUGUAGUGCCAAUAAUAACAAGCUUUUGUCGGCAGGGUUGCAGCUACCUGAAAAAUACAAGGAGAAAAUUGAUGUUUCGAGCAAAGGACCUUUGUCUUGUUAUUGAUAUUUAACCCAUUGCGUGUAGCACUCUCCCUGUGACAAGUAAAAUUGGCUGCAGUAAAAUAAUAAAGUAGGACGCAUCUGGGCGCAUUGUCACUUAAUUAAAGGGUUAACAGGGUGCAUAUAGGCAUAGUCUGAUUAACCCAUUGAGUAGCAGCACUCUCCCCCUGAUAAGUAAAAUCGUCUAGCAUUAGACAGAGUAAAAUAACAAACUAGUGUGCAUCUGGGUGCAUUGCCACUUAAAGGGUUACUAUUAUAAGUUAUAUAUAUUAGAAAUGUUAAUUAGAUAUUGCAUUUUUAAAAAUAUCAAUAUAUACUAAAAAUAUUUAUUUUUGUGCAUAUAUUUCAAAAAUAAGCCUAGGGCAACUAAUUCAUGCUUCUGUAAAAAAUUGAAAACCUAAAUGAGUCUUAAUGCUUUCCAAUUUAAUGCACCAUGGAUUUUUAUUUCCUAUAUUGACAUUAUAACUUCCUGACAAAGUUGAGUACUAGAAGUUUUGAGUUUUGGAAAGUGAAACUAGGAAGUAUACUGUCACAGAAAAGACUAAAUCUUUCUUGAGUAUAGUCAAAUGAUUGUAUGGUUCUUCAAAAUAUCAGGAAAAUGAAGAAAUGACUUCAUCUGUAAGGCUGUGACUCACAUAAUUCUUGGAGGGAAUAAAAAUAACUCUGAGUUUUCACUAGUAUGUAAGAUGUUAAAUAUUAACUAGUAAUAUACCGUAACAUAUUUGUAUUGUUCUUGUAGCAACUGAAAACGGAGAUCAAUGAAGUCCAGUCAGAAAUUGAAUCUGUCGAGCAACCAGAUGAGGGGUACUGUACUGUCACAUGCAGCUGUUGUAAUAAUAAAAUAAUUGUAUUACCUUGUGUAAUGCUAGUGUGUUAAUGGUAUAUUUCCAUGAAUUACCCAUGAUACAAUUUGUCGGAAAGUUGUUGACAACAUCAAGUGUUUUGAUUUGUUGCCAAUUGAUCAUCUACUGUGAGGAUUGUCAAUACAGACUUUUGGGUGCAUGUUGAUUAUAGACAAAUUACAGUAAAUGCUAACGUUGCAUUUACAUUGUUUAACCCAUUGAGUGGCAGCACUCUCCCCCUGACAAGUAAAAUCGUCUGGCGUUGGACAGAGUAAAACAACGUAGGGUGCAUUGCCACUUAAAGGGUAAUAACCCAAUUCAGAACUUUAGAUAACUUGCAUGCCUUAGUCACGAUUGUUCUAGUUUACAGAAGCAUACAGUAGAACUUUAAGCAUUAGAAUUAUGUAUAAGAGUAAUAUUCACUCGGGUAAAUAAUUCUAAAUCUUUAAGUUUAGUUAUGUGUCUAUGCUUCUGUAUAAUAGAGUGUUGUGAAUUUUCAGGAGCCAAAUUUGUCUAUAUGUAUCUAAUUUCUGUGUGAUUCAGUUGUUAUUGUUGGUGGGUCCAGGCCUCGAAAUAAGGGUCAUUGACCGGUAAAUUUCACAGUUUGAUUGGCAAAUGUUGCUGCUUACUGGACACACAUGACCGGUGCGUUUCCCAACAGACACACUUUCAAAACUGACAGGUAUUCUUUUGCAAGAAAAAAGCCUAAAGUUUGUUCAUUGUGUAAUGGUGUUUAUGAAGCAACAUGACAUUAAACACUCAAAAAUUAGAAUGAGCACUGCCCAGGACUAUAUUGCGUUCUAAUUUGGAACGCAGACUUUGUCGCUGUUCUCAUUUUUUUCUUCUCAUUUUUGACAAGCAUGUGAAAGUACUCUUGAGAGUAAUAGUCUGUGAAUGUAGUCAUACUUACAAAAAUACACUUAGAAUAGGCGCAAAUUUUAAAAACAAAAGAUGACCGGCAAAAAAUCCAUCGACUGGCUGGUGAAUUUAAGAUUCUACUUGUCAUAAUGAUUGUACAACUUCCAAAUUUAUUUCAAGGCCUGUGUGGGUCAUUUUGGUAGCUGCAGUUUCAAGGUUAAUUAUUAAUUUUUUAUAUUGGAAUUUUCUUUCAGAAAUAACUCGAAACAAAUUGCUAUCGGGCGGAAAAAGUUUAACAUGGACCCCAAAAAGGUAACUACUGAUCGAUCGACUAACCCCGAUCAGCUGAUUGACUGACUCAAAUACUUGCAAGUUACCAUGACUUAUAAGGUCCAAUCAGGUCAUGCAAAAUUUGUAAUCUGUUUACCAGGGCAUUGAAUACCUUGUAACAAAUGAACUGCUAAACAACACUCCUGAAGAUAUUGCAAGAUUUCUGCUAGACGAAGAUACAUUAAACAAAACAAUGAUUGGAGAUUAUUUGGGAGAAAAGUAAGAGAUAUAAUAUGAUUUCAGACUAUUGUCCAUAGACAAUGUUUUUUUAUAAUUUAUUCCUUUUGCAAAUUAACCAAUUCACAUCUAAAUCACAUUAUACUGUAAGCAGGGUCUUAGCUAGGAUUUUAGAUCUUGGGCGUGUUUCUAAUGACCAGGGCGUGCACAUGUCAAUUACCUUGAAUAGCAAAAUCACGGUUCUAGUUAUGCUCGCCAGCAACAACUAUGCUUGUGGACUGUUCUGGUUGUUCUAUGCUUUGCAACCAAAUACAAGACGAGCAUACGCUCAUAUUGCGCACUGAGAUUAAAAUAUUAAGUUAUUUCAGCAACUCUUGGGGGUAUUUAAAACCAUUUUAACACCAUACAGUUCCCAUAAUCCAUCAAAAUAUUAAAACAUCACGGAUCAUUUUUGCCAAUUCAACAACAACAGUAGAUUUUACAAACUUUCUUAUGACGUAAAUAGGAAGAAAUUCUGUCUGUUGUAAGUAGCACCACCUUAUUUUAUGAACCUACACGGCCUUAUAUAAAAAUAGUAAAGACGCAUUAAUUUUAUCAAGCCGUGUUUUUCCGCUUUUGGCCGUGAUAACACGGCCCUCUAGCUAAGACCCGGACUGUAAGUUCUAUGUUGCAGUAAAAACUCAUUUUCCUUCAGUUUCUUAACUGUUUUUCUUGCAGUAAAGAGCCCAUGUUGUCGGUAUUGCAGUGUUUUGUAGAUUUUCAGAACUUUAAAGAUUUAUUGCUUGUUGAUGCAUUAAGGUUUGUUUAGAAGUUUUGCUUCAGUAGUUAACUUACAAUGGCAUCACCUUAAUAGUAUAUAUACCAUACAUAAACUUACGGUUAGAGCUUGACAACUGGCCUCCGUAGCCGCACCGAAAUCGCAAGGCCGCAGGUUCUAUUCCUGCCAGAGGACCUAUAGUUGCAUUUUUCACAAUUGCACCUGGUUAGGUCUAAUAAAUUUAUAAAAUUCACACUUGAAAUUUCCAUCUACAGAACCCUCAAACAAUUAGACUAAGUGUUAAGACUGUAGUCCAACCUCGUUCCCAGGCUCUUUGCUCUUGGGAACGAGGUUGACUGUAGUCAUGCCUAAAAUCUCAACAGUGGUCGUUUGUCACAUUUAGUGUUUUUUCCCUCAAUUUGAACAAUACCUGUGUUUCAGUGACCUGAUACGUACGCAGGGUAGCGGAGAAAGUCUUAGUGAGGAAUUGAUUAUACGAUUUUCUAGCUAAUAAAAUAGAUUGAUUGAAGCAAGAUUUUCGCAAAUAUCGACAAAAAGGCGUAUUUUAGGAUGUGAUUUGACUGGACUAAUUACUGUGUAAAAAUGGUCCUUGCACCAGGCUUACACUCGCAAUUUUUCGACAGCUGAUUGCUCUCAAAGGGCUUUGAAAAGUUUUUGAAAAUAGGCAGAAAAAAUCUUUGAAAGUCUUUGAAUUGUUUUGGUCUUGGAGACUACGAACCCUGGUACGUUUACCGCUUGGUGGUCAACUCCAAAUGGAAACAUAUUUAUUGGAUCGAGUUAAAUAUUCAUUAUUAAGUACAGUGUAUAUGCAAUAUAUCAAAUAUAUGCAAUUUAACGAAAUUUACUUGCUUGCACAAGGGACUCAAAGCAUAAAGUAAAUAAUUUAAUAUUUAUGUGUGUGUCGUCUUUUUUUGUCUUCCGUGAUAACUUUUUGAUGUAUUAGUGGGCUAAGUCUUUUUCUUCUGUUGUAUUUCGUAUCUGCCCUCUUGUUUUCUUUCCAAGUUGAGUCCCAUGUGCUACCCAACUUGAUUAGCUUUUAUAUAGUUAUUAUAAGUAGCCUUUACUCUAAUUUCUGUAUUUCCAAUUGUUGUUUUGUUGGGUUUUUUCUCAAAUUUGCACUAUGUAAUGAAAUAGUAAAAAUUAAAUGAUCUGUUAUCUGUUAUAAAGCGGCAAUAUGUGUAAAGUCGACCACCAAGCGUUUCCCUCCCUGAGUGAAACCCACAUGUAUGCCAUGACCCUUACUGUACCUCUUAAGGGAGAACAGUUUAGAAGUGUUAGAGAUGAUAUUUUGCAUGCAAAACUACCGACUUAUAUGGAUAAAUAUUCUAUAUUCACAGGACAUUCCUAUGGAGUUUUCGUCUCCCGGGUGAAGCACAAAAAAUCGACCGAAUGAUGGAAUGCUUCGCAAAGAAAUAUUGCGACCAAAACGAGGGUGUUUUCACAUCGACAGGUAACUUAACAGUUCAAGAAUGUCCAGCUCUCUUAAUAGUACGGGAACUUGUCUUCAGGGGUGGAAAAAAUAGGCGAGCACUGCUCGCAGGAAAUGUUAAACAGCUGCAGGAAAUUCGUUCGAAUGAAGAUUUGCUAUUGAAAAUUGGAAGGAAACCUUCACCACUAUGGGCGCAACAACAUAUGGUUGACAGACAUUAUUCCUUGAAUUUAAAACCAUGGUCAGCUAGAACACUGUAUGUUUAUGCACAUGCAUGCAGAUUUAGCACAAAAAUACUCCGUUGGUCUGCAGGAAAUUUUUGUCUCCAGGUUGUGCUCCCAGGAAGAAAAUUCUUUUUUCCUGCCCUGAUUAUCUUACAUUUCAUUGCUUUAUAGACACCUGUUACGUUCUUAGUUUUUCAGUAAUUAUGUUAAACACAAGUUUACAUAAUCCAAGUGUAAAGGACAAAGUAAGCCAUCUAUUUACUAAUUUAGUUUAAUUCUUCUAUCUACUUGCACACGUGAAAAUCUCACAACUUGUCAACAAGAUGUGUUCGCAACAGGAUUGUAUAGCAAGCUUGUCAACAAGUUGUAACAGCGCUGUUAUUUUAUCAAGUUGCUACAAGGUUGUCACUCACAACUUGUUGACAAAUUGUUGAUAACAAGUUGUUGGAACAACUUGUAGCUCAACAACCUUGUAGCAACAGUUGACAACUUGUCAACAACCUGGGAACAAGCAGUGCGAGCACAUCCUGUUGACAAGUUGUUGGAACAGCAUUGCUAAACAAGUCUGCUGCAGGUUUGUUACAAUUUGUGCAGUGUUUAGCUUACAUGUUCUGUUGUUACUAAGUUACGUUCGCGCGCAUGCGCUAGGUCACUGUAUAUGGCUAUAAAUUAAUGUUAUUAAAACAUGCUUGUACAUGUAUUUAUUUUCAGCCGACUGUAGAAAAAUUUAUCACAAUGAAUCGUGGUAUAAACUGUGGUGGCGAUCUACCCAAAGAUUUAUUAAUUGUAAGUAUUCAUGUCUGCGUUAGUUUAGGUUUCCUCCUGUAGUAACACUGGAUAAAUAAAUUAUCCUUACUGGACCUCUUGGGAGAACAGUUUAGAACUGAUAGAGUUAUCCAGUAUAAAUAAAGUUUGUUUAGUUUAGGUUUCCUCCUGUAGUAACACUGGAUAAAUAAGAGAUGAUCCUUACUGGACCUCUAGGAAGAACAGUUUAGAACUGAUAGAGCUAUCCAGUAUAAAUAAAGUUUGUUUAGUUUAGGUUUCCUCCUGUAGUAACACUGGAUAAAUAAGAGAUGAUCGUUACUGGAUCUCUAGGAAGAACAGUUUAGAACUGAUAGAGUUAUCCAGUAUAAAUAAAGUUUGUUUAGUUUAGGUUUCCUCGUGUAGUAACAUUGGAUCAAUAAGAGACGAUCCUUACAUGCAGGACCUCUAGGAAGAACAGUUUAUAACUGAUAGAGCUACCCACUAUAAAUAAUUAAAUAAAGUUAGUUUAGUUUAGCUUCUUUCUGUAGUAACACUGGAUCAUUAAGAAGGAGAUGCCCUUACUCUAGCCUCUAGGGAGGACAAGUCUAAAUUAGAGCUGGUAGAGCUAUGACCUUGUAUGUAAAUAAAGUUAGUUUAGUUUUGGUUUCCUCCUGUAGUAACACUGGAUCAAUUAUGGAUGGCCCUUAUCAGACCUUCAGGGAGAACAGUUCAGAAUUAAUAGAGCUAUCCAGUAUCAAUAAAGUAAGGUAUUACAGAUUCGCAGUUUAGUUUCGAUUUCCUGCUGCGGAGGGGAGUUUUGGCAAAGAUGGUAUAAUGAGUUGAGAGUUAAAAUUUGAAAAGCAAUCGCCCCUCUAUACCUUUCGUGACCAGCUUACACUGCAGUAACUGUAUUCAUAAACGUGUGUUUUGCAGAGUCUUUAUGAGAAUAUUAAAAAAGAAGCUUUUAAAGUUCCCGAGGACGAUGGCAGCGACAUAACGAGGACAUUUUUCAAUCCUGAUAAUGAAGGAUUUUUAACGAAAGAAGGUGAAACUAUGACCAACGCGUUGUUAAUGAUUUCUCUGCUUGAAUACAGAUACAGAAUAGUUUUCAAAUACUAAGAUCAGACUUGAUGUUUUGUCUUCAGGCGGCCAUCAUAAGAAUUGGAAGAAACGUUACUUUAUUUUAAAGGAUAAUUGUUUAUAUUACUUCAAAGAUAUAAAGGUAUAUAUGCACGCUUGCUAUAUUAUACCCCCCCCCCCCCUAUCAACCCAUUUCUAUAAUGGAUGGGUCGGAUCUUGUUUCCAAUUUUAUUGUAUUUCCCUUCAUCUGACUUUCCUAAGUGUACUUGAAUGUUGUACUUGUGUAUGAACUAUGAAGCUCAGUGGUAUUUAUAUUAUUUGUGAUUAUAGGAUAAAGAACCUCGGGGAAUAAUUCCCCUAGAAAAUCUUCAAGUUCGCGAGAUAAAUAACGAUAAAAAACCGGUAACACUACCUUGUUUAUAUUUUAUGAUUUACGAUUGCAAUGAAUUAAUGAACGUGGUCUAAUGUACUGUAGGUAGUAUCAAGCUACCGUGAUUUGUGUCUGAACUAAGUUCAGACACAAACUACGACAGCACUAUGUUGUAGAAUACUAUCUACACUGGACCACCACGUUUGAGAUAUCUUUUUCAGGUAGUUCAGACACAAACCACGACAGCUUAUUGUAGAUUACUACCUACACAGGCUACCACGUUUGAGAUAUCUUUUUCAGGACCUGAAAAAAAAUAUCUCAAACGCGGAGGUCCCAGUGUAGGUAGUAUUGUACACUAAGCUACUAUGGUUUGUGUCUGACUAACUGAAAAAGAUAUUUCAAACGUGGUGGUCCAGUGUAGGUAGAAUAUUCUACAGUAAGCUAUCGUGGUUUGUGUCUGAAGUUCUGAACUACCUGGAAAAAGAUCUCUCAAACGUGGUGGUUCAAAAGUCUGAAAAAAAAUCUACUGGAGAAAUCCAAUUAGAUAUGGAUUAAACACGACUAUACAGACAACUGGGAAUAGGCCUGGGAGUAAACCUAUGGACGAUCCUAUGUACGAACGUUAACUACUGUAAUAUAAUAAUAAGCAUUCGGAAUAGGUAUGGUCUAUGGACCUAUGAAAGAUUUCGCUCGGAGCGUCGAAAUAUUUUUCAUAUUGUUUCAAGUAUUUCAGUCUCCUUCUAACCUCACUCUCUUUUUUUAUGAAGUUUUGUUUUGAAAUUUCGGCGCGUGAAACCGGCGGUAUGAUAAAAGCAUGCAAGACAGAUUCUGAAGGAAAAGUUGUGGAAGGUACUGUAUAGUCUGGUAUAAUAUCAGUUCAGCCUCCUUAAUCGGCCAGGGUUUGUCAAGGAGAAAUCCAUUUUUUUUCCACUGUGAG